Linum trigynum is the source of this 5464-nucleotide messenger RNA. NCBI's taxonomy places the organism in Eukaryota, Viridiplantae, Streptophyta, Magnoliopsida, Malpighiales, Linaceae. The record is from the annotation of a GenBank genome assembly.
GCAAGAAAUUCAUCGCUCAUUUUGUUGAGCAAAUUAGUUCUCAUAUAUUUCAUUGUUGAAAAGGUUCUCUUCGUAGUAGCUGUUGAAACGAACAGCAUUAACACUAGACAAAUCAAUCGACUAAUCAAUUGGCAUUGUGUGUCAAUCCCUGCAUCCACCAACUGCUCUAGUAAGUUUUCAAGGGAACAAACCUCAUAUUUCUUUUAGUCUUUUACGUUUUAAACUUCUAGAAUUUUAGGUUUCAUUGUUUUUUUUAUAUGCAUAAUCUUUGGAGCUAAAAUUUAAAGGCUAAAUUUAGAGUAGUGAUUUGAAUAUGGUCAUCUGAAUCAUUUUUCUAGUUAUACCCAAUUUUAUUAUAAAAUCACACUAAACCGAAUGCCUAAAAUCGAAAAAUUCAUAAGGACUAUACUAACUACGGAUCCAGAGGAGGGCUGGGCCGGGGCCCGGGGUGGCCACCCCCUGGAUCCGCCACUGCAACCCACAUGCCACAUGAGUGACAACGGGGUAUUUGCAUAUUAACCAUCAAGGAUUUUGUCGAGGCGCAAUGCCCGACGUUGUGCUACCGUUAUCGAGAAGACUUGGUCUCCUGUACCAAAGGUGCCUUCGGGAACGAACACCAAAAAGGCGGUACUAAGAUUCGAACUUGAGACCUUGUCACAUCUCAAAACCAAAACCCAAUCAUUUACCAACUAGGCUGUCUUACCAUCGGCAUCAUUUAUUAUUAUUAACUGGCAACUUAAUCAUUGAUCCGCUAAAUAAAGAUUAGAUAACUAAAACAAAAGAAAAUAUCUAUUCUUUGAGAUCCUUCAUUUUUUCCAUUCGAGCGAAAAUAAAUAAAAUCAGACCAAUUACUUAAAUAUCCUUCUAUUUAUUCCUAAAUGUCCUAACUAUUCACAGAUAUGAUAUGAUAAUUUUCCCCCCUUUAACGUAUUCCCAAAACAGAGAACAUGACCCAUUUUUUUGGUGUUGCCCAUAUAUGUUGAGGGAAUUACUUGCCUUGUCUAGGAGGUAAGAGGGUAGUGAGAAGAAGAUUAGGCUUUGACUCCUUGGAUUGAAAUAGUGGAGAGAUGGGCUUGACCUUUGACUCCAUGUGGACCGUAGGAGUUCCCGUAUUAGGCUAGACGGGCUGAAGCCCAUAGUUAAUAAAACGGGCUUUACUAAGGGCCCAAAACUGGGACUAUCCCCGAGCACACUCUCUAAUCUCUAUUCAAGUUCAAAUCUCGGAGCUAAGUUUUUUUUCUUUUCGUAAUUUUGAUCAUGGUUCAAAUAGGCACGCUUAAUCUUACGCUUAGGUACGCCUAGGCGCAAGGCAAUGGCAAAACGCCUCGUUUAGGGAUUUCGCGCCUAAUUAGAUACCAGAACACGUUAAUGGAGUACGGCGACAUAUAAGUCUCUCCUAAACAUUACUAGAUGGAGCUAAGAAGUCAAUAUUAAAUACAAAAAUUAACAUCAACUUUGAAAUCAAUUAACUAUUGCAAUAUUUUCAAUAGCUCAAGAACUUUGUGAACUAUUGAGCUAUGAUUCUAUGAACUCGUAAGCUAUAUUCCUGUCAUUAAGUGUUGAGUAAGUUAUUAAUCAUUUUAACUGAAGUGAGGAAGUGUUGUAGAUUAUUAUUUCAUUCAUCAUGCACUGCGCAUAACUAUUUUCUUCCAACGCCUAGGCACGCUUAGUCAACGCCUAGGCGCAAGGCAAAGGCCCAACGCCCACAUUACGCCUAGCGCCUUUUUGAACCUUGAUUUUGAUUAAACAUGGAUAACUAUUAUUUUGGAUUGAAAUCGAUCACGCUACAAACGGCCAUACUUAGAGCGUUGAUUCGAUCUUAAACGGUUCCUAAGCCAUGAGAAUAUAUUUAGAAAGGCUUAAUGAAAGCCGACUCAUAUAAUUAUAUAAUGGAAGACAUUCUACGGUUGGUAGCAAGUACGUUAGAUAUAAUCUCAUAUAUUUAGUGAUGGAGGCAGAAUUUGAAACUAUCCCUAUCCUCUUUUUGUAUUAUAAAUAUAUAAUAAAAUUAAUAAUAUCAAAAUAAUUUAUUUUCAUAUAUAAAAGAUAACAAUGGCUCAUACAAUUAGUAUUUUCAUAAACAACCAUGACGAGAUUUCAUAUUGGGUGUUGUGUUCCAUCUUUAGUAUAAACAUAUAUUGUUUGCCUCCGCCUGUGCUCAUAUUAAUACAAGUUACAUGACGAAAUUUCGUAAGUUCGAAAGUAUUAUUAGGUACUUUGUAACAAGUGUUGAAUAUUCAAACUAUAACCUUAUUUUUUAUAAAGUUUUCUUAAUUUCAUAAGAACUUAUUAGGAAUAAAAUUUAAAAUUUAUUCCUAAUCAAAAAUAUUAAUUUAGUUUUAUAAUUAAGAGAGUAACCAUAUCGGUUGACUCAAACGAUUCAUCACCAUUCACCCAACCUGUUCAUUGACCGCAAAUUUUGUAAUCCAACCAAAACCAACUCAUAAGUCGUAAACUGCUCAGCAAUCAGUACUAAAUGGGGACUUAACCGACCCGCAUCCCAACGGGCAUGCAACUGACCAACCCGAUGGUUCACCAAUCCAACCCAACCCGCCCUUUAACGCCUCUGUUCAUUUGGUCGCCACAAACAGCGGAAGAACAGAAAAUUCAUCAGCUCUUCCUCCUUCCUCUAGGCAGCUACUGUCCAGACUCCACACACCAAGACAAAAACGCUUCCCAUCCCUCUCCAAACAAUGGCUGAUGCGAAAUCCAAGUUCAUGGAAGUCUAUUCAAUCUUAAAAACGCAAAUUUUCGAAGACCCUGCUUUUGAAUUCGACUCGGCGUCUAGACAAUGGGUGGACUCUGUGAUGGACUACAAUAUACCUAAAGGCAAGCUAGUCAGAGGGCUUUCAGUUCUUGGUUGCUACAAGACAUUGAGGGAAGGGCAAGAAUUAACUGAAGAUGAAGUCUUUCUCGCUUGUGUACUUGGUUGGUGUAUUGAAUGGUUUCAAGGAUGUGCUCUCAUUAUCGAUGAUAUAGUGGAUCGCUCUCACAUGCGUCGGGGACAACCGUGCUGGCAUACAUUACCUGGGGUUGGUAUGAUUGCUGUAAAUGAUGCUCUAGUUCUCCGCAACCAUAUUGGUAGGAUGUUGAAGCUUUACUUCAGAAAGAAGCCAUACUACGUGGAUCUGGUUGAGUUGUUCAAUGAGGUUGAGUUCCAAUCGAUCUCUGGACAGAUGAUCGAUUUAAUUACCACCAACGACAAGGAUCUAGCUAAGUACUCAUUGACAUUAUAUAACAGGAUCACAGAGUACAAAAGCGCUUAUUACUCGCUUUACCUGCCAGUUGCAUGUGCACUGAUCUUGGCAGGGGAAAAUAUCGAAGACCAUUCAAAUGUGAAGGGCAUCCUAGUAGAGAUAACGGCAUAUUUUCAGAUACAGAAUGAUUAUCUGGAUUGCUAUGGAGACCCCAAAGUGACAGGCAAGGUUGGAACUGACAUUGAAGACCGCAAGUGCUCAUGGCUGGUGGUCAAAGCACUAGAGCUUGCGAACGAGGAACAAAAGAAACUGUUACAAGAAAACUAUGGUCAACAGGAUCCAGCCUGCGUCGCCAAAGUGAAAGAACUGUAUGAUCUCCUUGAUCUUCAGAGUGUGUACUCAAUGUACGAGAAGGAGACCUAUGAGAAGCUAAGCAAGUGGGCUGAAAGACACUCGAGCAAAGUGGUGAAGGGACUGUGGAUGAGAUAUGCUGAAGGAUAUGUUGAAGCUGCGAGGAGGGUUGAUGGCAAGUCAUAAAUGAGUUUGUUUCUCCAACUGUUACUGAUUCAUAAAAGCCACAAGUCAAAGGGAACAUGGUUGUUCAUUUCAUCUGGCUUAUACCAAAGCCAGCUAGUUUCUUUGGUCGGUUCGGUCGAAACCGACUUGAAUUGAUACCAAACUAAACUGAUUGGUGUUUGCCUCGUAUCUCCAACUGAGUUCUAACAAAAUAGUAAUUUGGUUGAAACUGUUCAAAUUGGAUUAUUAUUUAGAAUAUGAUCACUUCUCCUAUGCUAUAUAGCAUUUGUGUUUUAAUGUACAAUUUAAAGUUGUAUCAUAACAUUAAAUGUAUAAGGUUAGGUUGUACCAUAAAGCAAUUUGUAUAAUUAUGUUAUGGUACAACUUUACAACUUGAAGUUGUACCAUCACAUAAAGGUACAAGUUCAAGUUGUAUCAUAAAAGAAUUUGUACAAAAAAUAUAGGUACAAUCUAAAGUUGUACCAUAACGUAAAUGUACAAUUUUAAGUUGUACCAUAAAGACAAAAAUCUAUAGCACCAAUACUAUAUAGCAUUGUAAAAUUUCUCUAGGAAUAGAUAUAGCAUCCCUAGCAUUCAUUUUAGGGUUAGUUGAGCUCCAUGUUAUAUUUAGGGGUUGCUAUUUCAAUCCAUGAAAGGAAGAAGCUUUCAAUUAAUCAUGUUAUUUAUGGAUAAUUUGUGAUUUGCUUCAAUUUUCUUGAGUUUUCUAGAUUGGUGUUGAACAAUUUGUAUAGUUAAUUUGUGAUUUGCUUGAAUUUUCUAGAAUGGUGUUUUAUAUAUGGAUAAUUUGUAUUGAGAGAUUGAUAUUUGACUUUAAUUUUGAUAGAAACUUGUUAUUGUAUAUUUUUUACGACAAAAACCCGUGGAUACCCAUGAACCCACGGAUACCUAGCGGGUUGGGGUUGAGUUUUUCAAACCCAGUGGGUUUUACCCCGAGUUUUUUUCACGGAUAAACCCAUAGUUUUGGGUUUGGCAAAACCCAACCCAACCCGACCCAUUAUCAUCCCUAGUUGCAGGCGAAUUGACAAAAUAGUAAUUGAGGGGCUCAUUUGUUAUUGAGAUAUAGUAUAGGAGCUUCUUCCGUUAAAAUUAUAAUAUAAGGGCUUAUUUGUUAUCUUUUCAUAGUAGAGGGGCUUGUGGAGUUAUUAAUCCAAUAAAGUUUAAAAGAUGAGAUCGUCCAGAUGAUCAACCACUAGGGAUGGCAACGGGUAGGGUAGGGUGCGAGUUUACCCUAUACCAACUCCUAACCCGCCGGGUAGAGCCUCCUAAAAUACCCGACCAAAUAACCACCGGGUAUGAAAAUGAGAUAACCAUACCCUACCUACCCACUGGGUAACCACGGGUAUUCGGGUAACCAUGGGUACAAAUCUUAAAAUAUGAACUUAUGCACAUAUAUGCACAUACAUACUGUUGUCUAUUAAAAAUUCUCAAUACUUGUAACUGUUAUAGCUUCAACAAUCUACACAAAUAAAAACAACAAACACAUAAUAAUUGUUCUUGCUUCUACAAUCCACACAAACAAAAACACAAUACAUCAUAUUUGGUCUAGCUUAAACAAUCCACUCAUAAACAAAAACAGCAAAGACAAUAUUAGAACCAGACCACAUCAAAUGUUCACUGCUUAACUUAUGCUUCAUGACAUCCAUCAAGGCAUCAUUAGUAGAACAAUUAUCCAAGGUAAUCGUAGAUACCUUUGUGUCAAUAUCUCAAGCAAGUAAAGUUUCAAGAAGAGC